AUGAAAGAUCGAGUAAUCAGGCGCAUUUUGGGACCUGAAGUCGAUAUCUUCUGUGAUCUUGAUCCCAGUCUAAGGGAAUUUGUCACCGUCGUGAAGGGAAAGGAAGUGCUGUACGUACAAUUGGACAGAGCAUUAUAUGGGUGCGUAAAAAGCUUGAUGUUAUGGUAUGCACUUUACUCGGAAACUCUCAUGGAUAUGGGUUUUAAGCUUAAUCCAUACGAUCUGUGCGUCGCCAACUGUGACAUUGAUGGAAAGCAAUGCACGAUUUGCUGGUAUGUAGACGAUAACAAGAUCGGCCAUAUGAAAUUGGAGGUCGUAAAGGAUAUCAUCGGGAAGAUUGAAGCCAAGUUCGGCAAGAUGACAUUGUUCGGCGAAGAGCACGAGUUUUUGGGAAUGAAGAUAACAUACAAAGACGGCAAGGUGGAGAUCAGCAUGAAGAAACACAUUCAGAAGGCGAUCGAUAUGUUCAUGGAUGAUAUCAAUAGAGAGGCAACUUCGCCUGCCAAGGCCUAUCUUUUCGAUGUGAGAGAAGCUGCGAAAGAUUUGAACGAGGAAAGGGCUGACAAUUUUCACAGCGUAACAGCGUCACUUUUGUUCGUCUUGAGACGAUGCCGUCUAGACAUUCAAACUGCCAUCGGUUACUUGUACACUAGAGUAGGAUGCCCAGAUGAGGACGAUUGGGUCAAGCUCAAGAGAGUCUUGCAGUAUCUGAAAGGAUCGAUAGAUUUAACAAGAAUCAUUGGUGGAGAUGGCGGAUUUUUUCACCAAACCUUAGCAAGGUAG
Molecule: messenger RNA, 783 nt
Organism: Cylindrotheca closterium
Lineage: Eukaryota; Bacillariophyta; Bacillariophyceae; Bacillariales; Bacillariaceae
Source: the annotation of a GenBank genome assembly